GGCUCUAGACUUUGGAUGAGAGCGAAAUCUCGUAAAGAACAUUUGGGCCGACCGGGGAAGGGACGGGAAGCCUGCUAGACAGAGUGGACUCAAUCACCCUCAUCGAAGCUUUUCAGAUGGUCGUAAACAUCGAAAGGUAUUCGACAGGUAACUGCAAGUCUCCUCGGUGGCUCAUCCCGGCCCAAAUUGACCUUGCCGUCAUGCUGCUCUGCAAAUCCAACUUAUUCUGACCAGCUCCCCCCGACUUUCCCUCACACCGCCCUGAGUCGACUGAUCGCGUCAACAACGGUGCCAGAGGUUCUCGAGCAGUUCGGAUUUAUCUCAGUCUUGAAUAUUCCAACCAGUCGGUCUUUGGAGUGAGUCUUGGAUAAACACAUUCGCGAUUAUCCAGCAACGCGACGGGACUCAUUACCUGGAUACUUCAUCGCGAUCAUCCAGUACCCUGCAGUAAAACGCCAAUACAGAGAGUCCAUCGUUGCCCGUAAUGGCCCUGCGGCUUGGAGGGCUUCUCCUUGUCGCUUCGACGGUUUUUGGUCAAACAGAUGUCACCGAUUCGAGGACAACUUUGACGGGGGAUUCAACAAUUGCGUCGUUGAGCGAGGUCGCCACGCCUACUGGACCGUAUCAGACCUUCACCUCACAAAUAACCCUGUCCGACCAGUCAUCUUCCCUCAACUCCGCGAAUGUAACCCAGAUAAAGGUCUCGAAAACUUCGGAUACCGUCACAUAUCUCACAGGAUCCGCCACAACAACAUUUGCCGGGAACUUCUCAGCGACUUCAUCCAUCGCCACGCCAACCGUCACUAACACACGGCCUUGCAACAACUACCCGGAGUUUUGCUUCCGAAAAUACAGCAACAUUACCGAAAUUGCAUGUCAUAACUCGCCCUUUAUUACAAAGAACAACCUCGCCGCUAAUCAGCUGUAUGACGUGACGGCGCAACUGAAUGAUGGUGUAAGGUUUCUACAAGCUCAAAUCCAGUGGCCAGCCAAUGGUACGGAACCGCAUUUCUGUCACACCAGCUGUGACAUUCUCGACGCGGGCCCUAUCACAGACUGGUUGACCGAAAUCAAAACUUGGGUCGCAGCGCAUCCUUACGAUGUCGUGACAAUUCUCUUGGGUAACGGCAACUACUCAGUUCCGUCAAUGUAUGUGCCAUACAUUGAGUCCACGGGCAUUCUCAACUAUAUAUAUACGCCACCCUUAGUGCCAAUGACGUUGAACGACUGGCCUACCCUGAGCGAAAUGAUUCUCGGCGGUGAAAGGGUCGUCAUGUUCUUGGACUACAUGGCGGAUCAGAUCGAGUACCCUUGGCUCAUGGAUGAAUUCUCCCAGAUGUGGGAGACGGCCUUCGACCCUGUGAACCAAAGUUUUCCUUGUGAUGUUCAGCGCCCGCCAGACUUGUCUGAAGUUGAUGCUAAGAACCGUCUCUAUCUUCACAACCAUAAUCUGAACCUGGAGCUCUCUAUUCUAGGUGCCGCUAUGCUGGUGCCUGCCCGAACCGAGCUCAACGUAACUAACAAUGCAACGGGCUUCGGCAGUCUGGGAUCGGGUGCGGAAAAUUGCGAGAACCAAUGGGGCAGAGCGCCAAACUUCUUGAACGUGGACUACUACAACUAUGGUGGCUACCCAGGAUCUGUUUUUGAGGUGGCUGCGAAGUAUAAUAAUGUAACCUACUCGCGCAGCUGCUGUGGCAAGGCGACCAGCGGGGCAUUUGGUCUGGUGAUUUUGGAUACUUCCUUGGUCUUCGGCAUAGCAAUCGGUUUGCCUAUUUUGCAAUUGCUAUGGAACUGAGUAUGCAAGGAUUGGUGAACAGCAGUUUUCUCGUGCGGUGAUGACUAAUGCACCCGCAAUGAGAUGAUUGUUAAUAUUCCGUUGUCGAUGCUGUAGGUUGAGGAUUCUAGGAUUAUGAUCGGGAGAAUGAGUGCUGGACCCAAUUCGUGUACGCGAAUACAAUGGCAUUAGAUACAGAUACACCGGCAAAGAUAUUUGGGAUAGAUGUGAAUAUACUUUAUAAUUACAG
Messenger RNA from Pseudomassariella vexata, 2024 nucleotides. RefSeq names its product PLC-like phosphodiesterase. Gene Ontology annotation, molecular function: phosphoric diester hydrolase activity. NCBI's taxonomy places the organism in Eukaryota, Fungi, Ascomycota, Sordariomycetes, Amphisphaeriales, Pseudomassariaceae. The transcript is spliced from 3 exons. Gene Ontology annotation, biological process: lipid metabolic process. Bases 485 to 1795 code for a protein of 436 amino acids. The record is from RefSeq and is a predicted model, not a curated record.